GAGGCCGGGUUCCCCCUGGCCUUCCGCUGCGAGCUCCUGCGUAGCUCUGGUAGAUUUCAUUUCCUUUUUUUUUUUCCCAGCUACUUCCGGGUCCUGCGUUGCUCCGGAAGCCCGCGAGUUCCGGAAGCCUGGAAGCCCAGGUUCUGCUAGGAAAAGCCAAGCUUCCCGGGAGUGUUUCGGGAAAAGUUACGUGGAGCGUGGUCGAUUCGCAGACUCCUAAGAUCCUGGCUAGUAUGAGGCAAGAACUUCACAGGACAACUUACAGCAAAAAUUUUUUCACUAUACCUGUAAGCUGAAGUCUUGAGAGAGCUGCAGGAAGGAGAAAGAGGAGAGUCACUUGAGAAGGCAUCAUGGAGACCUCCAAAGAAGGCAUGACUUCCAGAGAGGAGAAUGUGAAGACAGACAGAGUGCUACGAAUAAGUCAGCUGGAUGCACUUGAACUAAACAAGGCUCUGGAGCAGCUCGUCUGGUCCCAGUUCACUCAGUGCUUUCAUGGCUUUAAGCCUGGGCUGUUGGCCCACUUUGAACCAGAGGUGAAAGCUUUCUUGUGGCUUUUCUUGUGGAGAUUCACUAUCUACUCUAAAAAUGCCACGGUGGGACAGUCAGUUUUGAAUAUUCGGUACAAAAGUGAUUUUUCUCCAAACCUGAGAUAUCAGCCACCUAGUAAAAACCAAAAGCUUGGUUAUGCUGUGUGCACAAUUGGUGGGAAGUGGUUGGAAGAACGAUGUUAUGAUUUAUUUCGAAACCAACAUUUAGCAUCUUUUGGGAAAGUCAAGCAGUGUGUGAAUUUUGUGAUUGGACUUUUGAAAUUAGGUGAAUUGAUUAACUUCCUGAUUUUCCUUCAAAGGGGCAAGUUUGCAACUUUGACAGAACGUCUCUUAGGCAUUCAUUCAGUAUUUUGCAAGCCCCAAGGCAUACGUGAAGUUGGCUUUGAGUAUAUGAACAGGGAACUUCUCUGGCAUGGUUUUGCUGAGUUCCUGAUCUUUCUCUUACCACUUAUCAACAUCCAGAAGUUGAAAGCCAAGUUAUCUUCAUGGUGUAUCCCUAUUACUGGUGUUCCUAAUAGUGACAACACAUUGGCCAUCAGUGGCAAAGAAUGUUCUCUGUGCGGAGAAUGGCCCACCAUGCCUCACACUAUAGGAUGCGAUCACAUUUUCUGUUAUUAUUGUGUUAAGAGUAGCUUUUUAUUUGACCUGUACUUUACCUGUCCCAAGUGUGGCACAGAAGUGCAUAGUGUGCAGCCACUGAAAUCAGGAAUUGAGAUGUCAGAAGUGAAUGCCCUUUAGACACUAAAAUUAUUUCCUCUACAGAGAACUAUAUUAUGUUUAGAUCCUUAAUAUUAGUCAUCUCAAGGAUAUCAUUUAGUACAAAAAUGUUGGGUUCUCAGCCACUGUCUUCUGUCCUUUCUAAGCAUGACUAAAUUCUCUUCCCUGGAAACCACAUGACUAACUGUAUUAUGAAAACAGUAAAUUUUUUUAAAUCACUGCACCCAGAUUUUGAUGUCAAGAAUAAUAGGCAGCUUUUGUCAGGUAACUACUAAGAAUGCUUCUUCAUUUUGCUGCUGCCUAGAAGGAGGUUCAACUGCAAAAAAUAAAAGAUUUGGGAGAUUC
Molecule: messenger RNA, 1610 nt
Organism: Condylura cristata (star-nosed mole)
Lineage: Eukaryota; Metazoa; Chordata; Mammalia; Eulipotyphla; Talpidae
Gene: PEX2
Product: peroxisomal biogenesis factor 2
Exons: 3
Coding region: 351-1286 (311 amino acids)
Biological process (GO): protein import into peroxisome matrix
Cellular component (GO): peroxisomal membrane
Molecular function (GO): zinc ion binding
Source: RefSeq, a predicted model, not a curated record